AUGAGUUGUCGCACGGGCCUCGCCAAGAAAACAUCGCGAGCGUCGUCUCGUAUUCGCUCAUCGGGUUCGUGUAUCGGGCAUUGCACUUCUCGCCAUCACAAUCGGAAACCGGGUGCACUUUCCCGGUUCUUGUUUCGAAUGGCUGCUCCUCGACAAACGGUGUUUGCUUCAUCUGUCGAUUCGGCAGGUCCAGAGUCGCGUGAUGGUCCGACCCUGAAUAUCCCAACUGCGCUUACCCUGAUUCGGGUCGCGGCAGUGCCUUUGGUGACGCUCAUUUUUUUCAUGAGAGGUGCAUGGGUGGCGCCAUCCUGUUGCACUAUCUUUAUUUGUGCUGCUAUAACUGACUGGGCCGACGGAUUUCUUGCGCGAAAAUUGCGACUUGUCUCUUCUUUUGGGGCUUUUCUCGACCCAGUUGCAGAUAAGCUGAUGGUUGCCGCCGCGCUUGUGCUGCUUUGCGUUCACGCACCUCCGGAUGUCGGUGGCGCGUUUAUUGCGAUCCCGGCGACAAUAAUUAUCGGUCGCGAGAUAACUAUGUCUGCUCUUCGAGAAUGGGCGGCCUCGGCAGGGGGGGAUGUACAUGACGCAGUUGCAGUAAAUUCUUUCGGAAAAUGGAAGACGGCCACUCAGCUCGUUGCGAUUUCUAUACUCCUAGGAGCGAGGGAUGGUUUCGCAUGGUUGGGGUUGUCCAAAGACGCGGGGAUGCUACUCACAAAAGCCGGAUCGUGUUGUCUGUGGAUCAGCGCCGGUUUGGCGUUGCUUUCAAUGGGUAUUUACAUGUCAGGGAUUUUAAAGUACAUGAGUUAA
Micromonas commoda is the source of this 804-nucleotide messenger RNA. Its product is annotated as cdp-alcohol phosphatidyltransferase. The record is from RefSeq and is a predicted model, not a curated record. Gene Ontology annotation, molecular function: CDP-diacylglycerol-glycerol-3-phosphate 3-phosphatidyltransferase activity. The transcript has a single exon. Bases 1 to 804 code for a protein of 267 amino acids. NCBI's taxonomy places the organism in Eukaryota, Viridiplantae, Chlorophyta, Mamiellophyceae, Mamiellales, Mamiellaceae. Gene Ontology annotation, biological process: glycerophospholipid biosynthetic process. Gene Ontology annotation, cellular component: membrane.